AUGUGCCAAUCACCGCUCCACGACUUCCUCCACGGCCUCCCCAAGUGCGAGCACCACGUCCACCUGGAGGGCUGUCUCACGCCAGAACUUAUUUUCCACCUGGCCUCGCGCAAUGACAUCGCCCUCCCCAACCCAGCCGACAACCCUGCCUACGCUUCCAUUGCGGCUUUAACAGCUCGUUACGAACAUUUCACCUCGCUAGACGACUUCCUCGCCUUCUACUUCGAAGGCAUGGCCGUGCUACGCACCGAGCAAGACUUCACCGACCUCGCCUGGUCGUACUUCCAAAAGGCGCAUGCCGACGGUGUGCACCAUGCAGAAGUCUUCUUCGACCCGCAGGUGCACCAGAGCCGCGGCGUGGCCUACGCGACCAUCGUGGACGGCUUCUCAGCGGGUUGCAAGCGCGCCGAGACCGAGCUGGGCCUGUCCACACGGCUGAUUCUGUGCUUCGUGCGGCAUCUGCCCGUGUCCUCGGCGAAGGAGGUGUACGAGGAGUUCCUGGCGCACAAGCACUUCGAGUCCGGCGUCGUGCACGGGCUUGGCUGGUCGUCGACUGAGGUUGGCCCGCCCAAGGACAUGUUCCGUGAGCUGUAUGCGUCCGCGGCGCAGAAAGGCGUCCCGCUGACGGCGCACGCUGGCGAGGAGGGCGAUCCGACGUAUAUCAGCACGGCGCUGGAGCUAGGCGCGACGCGCAUUGACCACGGCAUUCGCCUGGUCGAGGACCCGGAGCUGAUGCAGCGGGUGGCGCGCGAGGGCAUUCUGCUCACGGUUUGUCCGCUGUCGAAUGUGCGGCUGCGCUGCGUGAAGAGCGUGGAGGAGGUGCCUAUACGCAAGUUCCUGGAGGCGGGCGUGAAGUUUUCCAUUAACAGCGAUGACCCGGCGUACUUUGGUGGGUAUAUCUUGGAUAAUUAUUGCGCCGUGCAGGAGGCGCAUCAGUUGUCUAUAUUAGAGUGGAGGAUUAUUGCGGAGAAUAGUGUGCAGCAGAGCUGGAUUCCGGAUGAGAGGAAGGCCGAGCUACUGGAGCGCAUUGAGAGCCAUGUGAAGCAGCAUAUGGUCGCGGCUGAGGCCUAG
Molecule: messenger RNA, 1071 nt
Organism: Penicillium canariense
Lineage: Eukaryota; Fungi; Ascomycota; Eurotiomycetes; Eurotiales; Aspergillaceae
Gene: aah1
Product: adenosine deaminase
Exons: 1
Coding region: 1-1071 (356 amino acids)
Biological process (GO): hypoxanthine salvage; purine ribonucleoside monophosphate biosynthetic process; adenine catabolic process
Cellular component (GO): nucleus; cytosol
Molecular function (GO): adenine deaminase activity
Source: RefSeq, a predicted model, not a curated record